Messenger RNA from Frankliniella occidentalis (western flower thrips), 3197 nucleotides. RefSeq names its product autophagy-related protein 9A (gene Atg9). The record is from RefSeq and is a predicted model, not a curated record. Gene Ontology annotation, biological process: protein localization to phagophore assembly site; autophagy of mitochondrion. NCBI's taxonomy places the organism in Eukaryota, Metazoa, Arthropoda, Insecta, Thysanoptera, Thripidae. The transcript has 13 exons. Gene Ontology annotation, cellular component: autophagosome; phagophore assembly site. The coding region runs from base 233 to 2680 and encodes 815 amino acids.
GGAAAGACUAGGGGAGGGGGAAAGAAGGUUCGAAACAAAUAACAAGAUAUCCUAGACUCAGCAGAAAUUUAUUUUUGAGUAGCAAUCUUUGCAAAAAGAUGGUGAUAACUCCCUAAAGCACGACAAUGUAGCUGCAGCGCCUCAAGAGGCAUCUCCUAAUUUCAAAUUGAAUCGUUGUAUCUUAAAAGAGAGGUGGGUCUUUGUGUUAACACGAUAGUCUCAAGGAUCCAAAAUGACUACGACGUUGGAGGCAAGCUAUCAACCGUUACAGGCCUUUGGGAGUGAGUUAGGAGACAUAGAGGAAACUCCUCAUGACAGUGGAGUUAUGAUUCAUGUGGUACCUGAGAGUAGCAGAGCUCGAUGGAAUCAUAUGGAAGAUUUAGAUGCCUUUUUUACUCGAAUGUACCACUAUCAUCAGAAACAUGGAUUUGCAUGUAUGAUGCUGCAAGAGGUGUUAGAACUCUUUCAGUUUGUUUUUGUUGUGAUAUUUUCCACUUUUCUUUUAAAUUGUGUUGAUUACCCUAUUUUGUUCAAAGAUAAAUUGGAUCCAUACAAAAAAACAAAUAUCUCAAAAGUAUCUCUUGGAGAUGCAGUUAUUCCAACUGCUCAGUGUGUUGGUUCUUUCAGUCUCAGCACCUGGGUUUGUCUAUGUAUUGCUCUAAUUUUCUGGUUCUUGCGAGUUUUUAAAGUUGUUUGCCACAUUUUUCAAUUUUGGGAUAUAAAAUGCUUCUUUAACACUGCCCUUAAAAUUAGUGAUAAUGAGUUGGAUAAUUUAACAUGGCAUGAAGUUCAGAGACGAGUACGUGAAGUACAGAAAGAACAACAAAUGUGCAUACACAAAACGGACCUCUCAGAACUAGAUAUUUACCAUCGUAUUUUGAGGUUCAAGAAUUAUAUGGUUGCAAUGGUGAACAAAUCACUUUUACCACCAAGGCUGCAAGUUCCUUUGCUUGGUGAAGUGGUUUUCUUGACCCAUGGUCUGAAAUAUAAUCUUGAAUUGUUGCUGUUUUGGGGCCCCUGGGCGCCUUUUGAGAAUAGCUGGCACUUGAAAGAGGACUACCGAAAAGCUGCUAAACGUCAUGAGUUGGCUGCUGCAUUGAGCAAGCACAUUAUGUGGUUGGCUUUGGCAAAUCUCUUGCUGUGUCCUCUCAUAUUACUCUGGCAGAUACUGUACAGUUUUUUCACCUAUGCUGAGAUAAUUAAGCGUGAGCCAGGUAGCCUUGGAUUAAGGUGUUGGUCACAGUAUGGUCGUUUAUAUUUACGACACUUCAAUGAAUUAGAUCAUGAACUGAAUGCACGUCUGAACAGAGCAUACAGUCCUGCCUCUAAAUAUAUGAAUAUUUUCACAUCUCCAUUAAUGACAGUGAUUGCCAAAAACAUCAUGUUUGUAGCUGGAGCAUUUCUUGCCGUUUUAGUAGUAUUGAGUUUCAUUGAUGAAGAUACUUUGACAGUUGAGCAUGUGCUCACUAUCAUCACAAGUUUGACAGCUGUAGUUGCUGCAUGCCGAGCUUUAAUACCUGAUGAGAAUGUUGUGUGGUGUCCAGAAACGCUCAUGACAGCAGUUCUUGCACAUGUUCAUUAUUUGCCUGAUGAUUGGCGUGGACGAGCUCAUAAAAAUAGUGUUCGAGAUAAAUUUUCUCAACUCUUUCCCUAUCGAGCGAUCAAUCUUUUUGAAGAAUUAUUAUCUCCCAUACUGACUCCCUAUGUGCUGUGGUUUCAUACACGAUCCAGAGCUCUGGAAUUCGUUGAUUUCUAUCGUAAUUUCACGGUAGAAGUUGUUGGAGUUGGAGAUGUGUGCUCUUUUGCCCAGAUGGAUGUUAGACGUCAUGGCAAUCCAACAUGGCAAACAAGUGGCACAGGGGUUCAAAAGCCAGCUGGACCAUCUGAAACAACUGCCUAUGUCAUGCCAACUAGUAUUGGGGAACAAGCAGUACCAUGUGCUUCUAAUCAGUACACUCAGGCUGAAGACGGGAAAACCGAAUUAUCUUUGGUGCACUUCACGAUGACCAACCCACACUGGCAACCUCCUCCAGAUGCAGAGAGUUUUGUUGAUGCAUUUAGACACCAAGCCAAGAGGGAUGCUGCAGGAGAAAGCGGUCCAAUGUAUGCUCCAUUCGCUGCCUAUUCUGCUUAUGCAGCUCAACUUCACUCUGGUUCAUCCCUGGGCCCUGAGGCUAGUAUUAUGCUGACAAGUUUCCUAAGAGGCAGUCAAAUACCAGCCCCUAUGUCUCCCAGUGCUUCACAGUCAGUUGGUGAAGCAGCAUCAGUUGCUGUGCGAGGUGGCUUGAGUAGAGCUGAAGGACCAUAUCAGUUAAGUCUUCCCAGAGGACUUCCUCCAGCUAUUUCAUUGGGAGCAUCUGUCUUUGGCUCAGGAGUAGGAUCUGGGUUUAGCUCAGAGCCAGUUGAAGGAGAAUUAACUGCAACCGAUAUGAGUUUGAGCACUCUCUUACUUCAUGAAGUUCACCAUAGACAUCUUCGAAGAAGAGGAUACCAAGAAAGGGAGAGUGCUAAUCGAGCACUAUGGCAAAGGCCGCACCAUGAAAUGGCUGGCAUUAGAGAGGAGGGUCCCUUACCAUCCUCGGGGCAAGGAUCAGCAUCAGGGUCAGGAACAGGAACUCAUCAGAAUUCAGGGGACAGGCCAGCGGAAUGUACUCCUCUUCUUACAUCAAAACACAAAUAAAAGAUGCUAUGUGAUCAAUUUCAAUAAUGGGAUUACAUUCAUGUAUCUCAUUCAAUUGAUAGGCGUCAUUCCCCCCCUUUUUUUGAAGGGUGUGUAAAGGCACAUUUUGUGCUUCCAUCUCUAGUCAUAACUUUCAAAUUAAAAAAAAUAAAUAUUUGUUGAACUUUUCUUCUGCAAUUGCUCAAAUCUGCCAAUUUGCCAUCAUCAGGAAUUGUUUAGCAAUAUUAUUUCUUCCCUAUUAUUUAACAAUGUGUAUAUGUGAGUAAUUGGGUAAACCUAGUUGGAAAUAUAAUAAAAGUUUGUCCAUUAUCAGCCCAAUGUAUGUGAAUGCAUCUAACCAUUGUGUCUCUUUCCUUUUUUUUCAUUUUUAACAGAUCCUUAACAUUUCAAUUCAAAUUAUAAUCAUCAACAAUAUUCCAUGAAUUCAUGAAAGUUUUGCUUUAUAAGAGUUAUUAGGAGAAUUGAUACGACACAUCUCCUAUUUGAGAUAACAAAUAAAGUUUGCUAUUUCUAUUAA